AGUGCCUUCUAAGAUUUAUACAGUUGCACCUGCAUAGCAUCAGCUCGUCAUCGUCUACUUAGCGUAGCCCCAAAGAGACGAGCAGAUAGGAGAGCGCCGCGACGCGUCUCCCCGAGUUUCUACCGACUGACGGCAGAUGGUCGGACUUAAGUGGGGGGCCAAGCGCCGACGGAACAGCACCGAGUUCAAUUUUCAGUCCAACGCGAACGUUCUGACUUGAGACGGGCACGCUCCAGGCCAUCUACUACAACGAGGCGCGUUCACACUCAUUUCCCCCCCCUUUACGCACCGACCAGCCAGUUCGAAAUCGAAAAGUUCAGUGGCUCUCGCAGUGAAAAUUUAAAAAUCCGAAAAAAAAAAUUUUUUUUUUUCGAGUACGAGUGAAGUGGUUUCCCAUGUGAGCGGGCUUCAGUUAGAGCAGGGUUAGAGCCGUCUCCAAUGCUGACAUAACCCAGGGAUGUCCAGUGCGCGUAAAGAUGCGUCAUCGCCGCCGGUUUCUUCGACGACGGCCAAGCCAUCUUCAGAGACCAAGGGUGGAUCGUCUGCAGGGUUCCGAAUCGCCACCGCGCCGCUACUGCGUUCGUCAGUGAGAAAUCACCACGCAUUAUUCCCGCACUAGACAUGUAUGGAAUAUCGUACGAAAGAUGCCUAUGUUUUAUAUUUUUAGUGAUCUUAGCCUUCUUAAGUUGUUGCUCCGGUUUCCGCAUAGAUAGCCUGACCAUGACAGACGUCAGCAACAGCAGGAGGAACCUGUCUCUCGAAUCCUCGCCGUCCGACUUUAUGAACAGACUGUAUGCGACAGGCGGCGAUCUGACCCACCGUCACCGGCAUCACCACAGAGCUGUGAGGGCGCAAAACGGCGAUGGCGCCCCGCGUAAGGGUCGCAGGAACCGGCCUAGCAGCCCGUGCCCCAAACAGGACAUUUCUCAGAAGGCUUUCCUCGCCAACACCGUCGUCGUGGCCAGAACAGAAGCCGUAAGUGUCCGCUCGCGAACGCACAAAUACUCUGUACUGUUCAAAGUUCAACGAAAACUCAAAUCUCCCUCCGCCUUCCCCCUCAUCGAUGAGUACAUCCAACUCUAUUUCCUCAACGACACCACGUCCCAAAGAGCGCAGCAGAGGUGCGAUAGGAACCCUACGAAGCUAGUCAGAGCCAACAUUCAGCAGUCCAGAGAGUACCUGCUGUUCCUCAACUCGUACGGUGCCCACAACUACACGGCCAUUGGUUCUCCUGAGCCUAUCAGGAAGCACAAACUGCCCAAGGUGGUGCAGAAGGUCAUCAAUCCAAACUUCAGGAUACGACCGCCACGGGUGAUGGAGAUUGAGGACAAGUCAGUUACUGCAAAUAGUGGUAGAAAGCGACGACUGAAAUUGGUCUGCAGGAGCAGAGGCUUGCCCAUUCCAACGCUAAGUUGGUCCCGCAACGGCACUAACAUCCACCCUAACCAUAGGAUCAGAAUAACGUACAAAAAGAGGAGUAGUACGUUACUUAUCACGGAACCAUCCGUUAGUGACCAUGGGCGGUACGCGUGUACGGCGCGAGGUGUUAGUGGCAAGCCAGCAUCGACGUACUUCGACUACCGUGAUUUCAGUGUACAUAGUGAGAAUUCUGAAGCAACUGGUACCUAUACUCUCUUCUCUACCAUUCGUGAUCGACCUUGCGAACCCGAAAUGGAUAAACAUUACUGUUUUAAUGGUGGAACAUGUCACUACGUAAUGAAAAUGCAAGAAUUGUAUUGCGUGUGUCCUGAUGGUUACACGGGCCUUAGAUGUGACAGCAAACUGCCCAGCCAAUCCAGUAUGUAUCCCUCAACGCCAUCUUUGUACACGUGUAAAAUGGGCCUCUCGACCAGAUAUUUCUGUUAGCGCCGGCCCUGUCCGCCGCAGGGCCGGAUCCGGCUAAUGGACCCCCCUGCGCGCGGAUAACAAUCAUUUCUAUAAUUUUUCGUUACCGAUGUACAUAUGCAUUCUACAAACUAACGUGAUCAAAUUGUAUAUUUGUACACUAUCCUAAUUUAUAAGACUGUUAAUAGUUCGUUAAGGAAACAAACAGUCACUCUACUAAUUUUUUAGUAUCCUUACCUGAAUUCAAUAAUAUGUGAUAUCGUUCUGAUAUUAGGAGUCCAUUCUUUCAGUUUAAAUCUGCAUUUUCUUCAACAUUUCCAUCUCUUUAUCUUUUCGAGGACAGUGUGAUUUCUACCGAACGAAUGGGUGCUCAAAAUUUUGGAAUUAUAGAGAAACUUGGUACAGAAUUAUGACGAAUUUGCCAACUGAAAAUUUGUUUCAGUUAUAAAUUUAUUAUUUAUUAGCUAACUUCAUUAUAGAAGUACUUGUCUAUUUGUUUUAAAAUAACUUAUUUGAAAUCUUUCCUCAAUUUUUACUGCCAAUAUAGAGUCAUUCUCUAAAGAUGGCUUGGUUCUUUGUUAUUUCCAAAGAAUAUGCAUAUAGUUGCCAUUUGUGAAAUAUUUUUUUUAAAGAGAAAAUUCUCGAAAUUGAAUUCUGGUAAAUAAUACCUAUAUAACGUCAGGGACCGAUUUUACUUGAUUUUUGUAUAAAGCUAUGUAGAUAUAUUUAUUUAUUACAUCUAUUACUCACAACAAAUUCUGAAUUGUUUAUAUAACACAACCUAAAAGAAUAGUUGUAAAACUUGAUAAUAAAUUAUUACGAACAAAUCA
Harmonia axyridis is the source of this 2675-nucleotide messenger RNA. RefSeq names its product protein vein. The coding region runs from base 622 to 1866 and encodes 414 amino acids. Gene Ontology annotation, biological process: positive regulation of cell population proliferation; epidermal growth factor receptor signaling pathway; positive regulation of mitotic nuclear division. The record is from RefSeq and is a predicted model, not a curated record. The transcript has 5 exons. NCBI's taxonomy places the organism in Eukaryota, Metazoa, Arthropoda, Insecta, Coleoptera, Coccinellidae.